AUGAAUGUCUGGAAGUAUAGGCACCUCGGAAUGAUUGUGUUUUCCGUAUCCUUGUCUGCAAACAUUUCCAUUCCUCCCUCUAGCAUUGCAAUGCGCUGGCGUCGGGAGACUCUUCGUAUGAUGUUGUACAUGGGAAUACCAUGCGUCGCCUUCACCAUGGCAAAUCUACCAUUUGCGUCAGAGACCAACAUUCAUUCGAUUCGCCUAUCGUACUUUAAGCGGACUGGGGUCGAUCCCUUCCCGAAGGAGCCGGAUGAUACCACUCGAUGGGUGGCAACUUUCAGUAUGAAAGACUGCAACGAAACAAGCUGCAAGUUUGAAGCCGGUUCCAGGAUCAGUGGCCAGAUGAAAUUUGACUUGGUUGAGAAAGCAGACAAACUCGGAUCUCGCCUAACGCUGGAGACACCGGCAGGUCUGGAGACUGUGAUGGAAUCGGAAAAUAUCUGCCCAACCACCUCACCCCAAUGCCCUUUACUUGCAGGGAUUCCCUAUACGUACAACUUCUCGGCUAUCGUGCCUGAUAAACCAUCUUUCAAUUAUCGACCAAUGUACCUUGAACUACUGAAUGGAACAGCUCGAAUUUUGUGCUUCAAAUGGUACAUACGAAUCAAUGAGAUUGACAAACCACCGACGGAGAGCGAUUAGUCCACACCUACCCAUGCGGAGGCAAUUCCUUCAUCUGUGUCCUGAUUUUAAGACCACUGUCAAAUUCGCACACGUCUACGAUCACUUCUAAUACAGGCC
This is a messenger RNA of Opisthorchis viverrini, 744 nucleotides long. RefSeq lists its product as hypothetical. The transcript is spliced from 6 exons. Lineage: Eukaryota; Metazoa; Platyhelminthes; Trematoda; Opisthorchiida; Opisthorchiidae. The record is from RefSeq and is a predicted model, not a curated record. Bases 1 to 645 code for a protein of 214 amino acids.